This is a messenger RNA of Entelurus aequoreus (snake pipefish), 5192 nucleotides long. RefSeq names its product islet cell autoantigen 1 (gene ica1). The coding region runs from base 196 to 1476 and encodes 426 amino acids. The record is from RefSeq and is a predicted model, not a curated record. The transcript has 15 exons. Gene Ontology annotation, cellular component: Golgi apparatus. Gene Ontology annotation, biological process: regulation of transport. Gene Ontology annotation, molecular function: protein domain specific binding. NCBI's taxonomy places the organism in Eukaryota, Metazoa, Chordata, Actinopteri, Syngnathiformes, Syngnathidae.
CAGCCAAUCAAUGGAGCAGCCAAUCAGAGGGAGGGGUGGGUGCGCCCUGGAUGACGUCAUUGAGAUGCAGUGUGUGAUGGUGGUGAUGAGGCGGAUGUUCGUGAAAUAAACCUUGGCAACACAUUUAAAGGCGACAACGGUCCUACAAGCACGCCUAAAGGAGACAUUUGACUACAAAAUUCACGCCUUCUGGACAUGUUCUGUUUUCUUGGGAACAGGUGGAUUAACUACUGGGUCAUCUCGAAGAUGGAGGGAGGAAACUUCGGCUACUCCCGAGACCCGCUGGACCGCCUCAUCCUGGACCGGGACUCGUCCGUGGUGAGCAAGUUCCAGCAGAGGUACUGGAAGACCAAGCAGACGCUCAUCAGGGUGACUGGGAAGAAGGAGGAUGAGUGCGUGGUGGCGUCGGACGCUGACUUGGAUGGCAAACUGCAGGUGUUCCACUCCAUUCAGAGGACUUGCAUGGAGCUGCUAAAAGUCAUCGAGCAGUACCAGAGGAGGCUCUGCUUUCUUUCCCAGGAGGAGAGCGAGCUGGGCCGGUUCCUGCGGUCCCAGGGUUCCCAGGACAGAAGCAGGGCCGGGAAGAUCAUGCAGGCCACAGGCAAAGCUCUCUGCUUCUCCUCGCAGCAGAGGCUGGUCCUGAGGAAGCCUCUGUGCCGCCUGUACCAAGAAGUGGAGACCUUCCGCUUCAGAGCCAUCUCCGACACCUGGCUGACGGUCAACCGCAUGGAGCAGACCAGGACCGAGUACCGCGGCGCGCUCCUGUGGAUGAAGGACGUCUCCCAGGAGCUGGACCCGGACACGCACAAGCAGAUGGAGAAGUUCCGUAAGGUCCAGGCCCAGGUGCGCACCACCAAGGCCAACUUUGACAAGCUGAAGAGUGACGUGUGUCAGAAGGUGGAGCUGCUGGGAGCGAGUCGCUGCAACCUUCUCUCCCACGUCCUCACCUCCUACCAGACCACACUGUUGCACUUCUGGGAGAAGACCUUCCACACCAUGGCGGCCAUUCACGAGAGCUUCAAGGGCUGUCCGCGUUCUGAGCUCCCCGCACUGAAGGUCUUGGUCUUCUUCAGCUAUUUGCCUUGGCCACUAAGUUGCAGGAACCAGCAGAGCGUCAGUCAAAGAAGAAGAGAAAGAAGAAUAAAUGUGAGACCAAAGACAAAGAUGAAGAACUUGUCUCGCUGGGAAAUGACAACAGUUCAACAAAAGAAGGAGACGCUGACUCGGCGAUGGAGGAGAAAGACAGCCUUGCCUUGCUGGAGGAGAUCCUGGGAGGAAUUUCGGUGCAUGAUGGCGACUUCUCGCAGGAAUGGAGGCAAGCCUUCGGAGAGGAGGAGGAGGAGGCGACGGACACCGCCUCUUCUACACCAACGGAUGCUCCGUCCCUGUUCCUACCAUCUCAGCUGUUGGACCAGCACAACCUGCAGUCUGCUGGCUUCUCAGCUUGGAAUGUCCCACAGUCUGUCACUGCGGUGACAGAAGACUCGCAUGGAGCCAGUCAGAAAAGAGCAUUUCAAGAGACAGGCGGGACAACCAAAGACCUCUCGGCGUGGUUCAACUUGUUUGCAGACCUGGACCCCCUUGCCAACCCAGACGCAGUGGGCAAAAGUGACGCCGAGCACACGCUUCAUAACGCCUAGCUCCUCCCUGGAAAGACACAUUCUGUCACUUCCACAAGACCACAAUCUGACAUCCUUCGCAUGAGUUCCACUCACCUGUGGCUGCAGGUAACCACCUCAACAAACUGAGGACUCCAUUUGUAGUCAUCGUCAUGGAGUUACUUCAGCAUAUCGCCCCCUUGUGGACAGUGUUUUGUUUUCACGCUAUUUAAAGACUAUUUUGCUGUAACUUUACGAACAUAUCACGACAACAUGCUUGGUUUAUUUCAUGAACACAUGUUGCCUCAGGGUGCUUUUUACAGGUAAAUAUUUAUUGUACUUGCUAUUUUUAAAAACUGCUUUUAUUGACUUGAAUCUACCGCCCGAAUGCAGCUGAGAUAGGCUUCAGCUUGUCGCAGUUGAACAUGGAUGGAUGGCAUUUAAUAACAAUCUACAGCACCAACCUGUUAUAUACGUGAAACGAAAAAUACAAAACAAUAUUGGCAUUGUUUCUCAAAUACGCUCUAAUUAAAUGAAUAAUUUGUGUUAGUAUGCAAAUAUCACCAAAAGGGACUUUUUUUUUUUUGUCUUUAUUGAAAAAACACAGGAUGUACAUACAAGUGCACACUACACGGGGGAAGUGUUGCUGCAUGCACACAAUGAGCACAUCAGCGAUUUAAAUUGUGUGUGGUGGAAUGCCUGGCAUACAUUAUUGGUCAUAGUUGUGCUUGUAUGCGCACGUAGACGUACACACCCAAACCUCAGUGGUUCUUUUUGUGCACACCUUUGAUUGUUUCAGAUUGCAAAUGAACAACAACAAAAGGAUUAUGUCCAAGUAAGUGCUUUAACCUGGUUUACCGAUUAGCACCUCUGCUCCAAACAUGACCCCCUCCGAUUAUUUUUACGUUUGCUUUGGUACGUUCUCAACCUGUCACUUUGGGAGGGCGGGGCUUGUGUACAACAUGAUCUAUGGAAUGUGUCGUAGCACCUAAAAGCUUAAAAAAACAAAAACAGGUUCGACGAUGAGUCUGCUGAUGUGAUUCGUAUCAAACUGCGCUUCAAAAAUGGCAACGGUCCAAGCAAGAACAUUCCACACCAACCUGAGUCGUUUUGUUCCGCUAAAAGACCGCCGCGAAGCAGGAAGGCGGAGUCUUCUUCCCCCCCCCCCCAUAUCAGUCUUUUGGUCUCUCGCUAAGAAAAAUUGCAGAUCGUGGCGAUCAUGCGGGAAGGCAAAGUGUGGCUGCAACACACGACAGACAGAACUAAUAACGUACAAGGCGCGUCCUGACGCCAUCCCAUAAUGUACAAGCUUCGUUACACGUUAGUCUGCUGCACUAACAGGAAGUGUUAAUUAGGGAUGAUGUCCGUUAAGAAAUUAUCGAAAUCGAAUCCUCUUAUCGAACCAGUUCCUUAUCGAAUCCAGACAGGUUGUUGUGUGUGCACUGAGUUCCAAAAGCCAUAGAUGUUAUAUGACUGGGCCGCCACGCUGUUUACAUGGAGGAAAAGCGGACGUGACCGAGGACAGCAUGCGGCCGUUAAAGGGUGAAGGUUUCAGGUGAGAGAGGACGCCCCCAGUGAGCAUAUAAUGCUGCUAUGUGAGUUGUAAAUAAAAAAAAUUGCCGACAAACACAUCACCAACAUGGACGCUCACUUUCGACAUCCCCGUGACGCACACUGUGAAGAAGAAGGGGACCAGCACGGUAGCGAAUCCAUACGCACAACGGGGCAAGAGAAGUCAGCUUUUACUGUUGUGCUAGCUUGCUAGACAACGGGACUGACGUUGAAAAUAAGGAGAGGGAAUCUGGCAGAGGUGGGUAGUAACGCGCUACAUUUACUCCGUUACAUCUACUUGAGUAACUUUUGGGAUAAAUUGUACUUCUAAGAGUAGUUUUAAUGCAACAUACUUUUUACUUGAGUAUAUUUAUAGAGAAGAAGCUACUUUUAUUCCGCUCCAUUUAUCUACAUUCAGCUCGCUACUCACUACUGAUUUUUAUCGAUCUGUUAAUGCACGCUUUGUUUGUUUUGGUUUGUCAGACAGACCUUCAAAGUAGCAUCUAUCGCAUGCCUGUGUUUCACCAAUCACAUGCAGUCACGUUUGACUCCGUUUCACCAAUCAAACAGAGCCAGGCGGUCACAUGAUUAACAAGCUUAAGCUUACAUGAACUCAACGUCAAAUUUGAGGAAGCACAUGGCGGUAAGUAACGUUAGUAGAUAUUUUGGCUGUCACCGUAGGCUGAUGUUAGCUUCCCUGCUAUGAAUCACUGUCAAAUGUACAUCGUGUGGGGACAUUUAUUAACGUACUGCAGCCUCAUAGACACACACACACACACACACACGAACAGUCGCACACGCAUGCAUAGAAACACCAAUCAGUGUGUUCCCAGGUGCAGCCCCCACCUAUCAGUUUAUGGUUUUGCGUAAAGGCUAACUUGUUAUUUUCCUUUGUAAUCUCUGCCUACUGAGCCUAUGGUGCUGUUAAGUUAUUGUGGCUCAAUUUGCCUUAAUUCUUCUUAUGUUAAUGUAUUGUUAUUUAAUAUAUAUCAUUGUUUUAGUUGCUUAAGAGAUAUUCCCGGCUCUGAAUUUGCUCAUUGCUAUUUUUAUGUUUUUGUGCAUUAUUUGUUGCCGUCAUCAUUAAACAAACAGGUUACUCAUCAGUUACUCAGUACUUGAGUAGUUUUUUCACAACAUACUUUUUACUUUUACUCAAGUAAAUAUUUGGGUGACUACUCCUUACUUUUACUUGAGUAAUAAAUCUCUAAAGUAACAGCACUCUUGAGUACAAUUUCUGGCUACUCUACCCACCUCUGGAAUCUGGCGUGUUUGAUGGAGAACUUGCCCAGCUGUUAAUUUUUUGACACAGAAGAUGAGGACUUUGUGGAUGAGGAUUGAUCAAAAAAUAAUGUGAGUACAUUGAUAAAUACUUCAAUAAAGUACAACCCAACUCAGCUUUGCUCCUGCUGCCUUUUUAAAACAGCGUCCAUGCAUGCUAGCGUAUGUUUUAAGAUAGCAUAUGUUUAUUUUUGGCCUGAGCCCCAAAAUACACUGCGUUAAAUACAGAAAUAGCACCCGUAACUGACACGGCACAACGCCUUUUAAUACGGUGCGCCCUAUGGUCGCGAAAAUACGGUAUAGUGGCUUCGAUAACGGGAACCGGUUCUCAAAAAGGGAUUAGAAUCCAUGGAAUCGGUUCUUUUCUUAUCGGAACAAUCGGGAAAACCGGUUUUUGAACAUCAUCCUAGUGUUAAUAAGAUAGUUGUUGUUUCUGCUGACAAACUUUAAACCCCAUUAAAAACAAAGCAAAAUAUAUUUGUGGUAAUGAGUCAGACAUGGGGGUCCAGGACCGAGAACCUCUCUUGCAGGAUACCAGAGCGAGAGCUUGGGCACCCCCUGCUGGCUAAACUUAAGACUAACUGAGUGCAAUCUUGUGUUUUUGUGGGUUUUUUUGUUUCGUUUUUUUCUUCGAAGCCUUAUUGGUCUUUUAAAUACCUGAGGACACACUGGUGAGGACAAGUUGCGCCGAGCCGUCCUUUCCCGUCUCGACUCCCGGGCUUUGCCGAACGGCGUCUGUUUCUCUGACAGCGGAGGGCGGGGGCG